AUGCCGUUGAAUUGGCUGAACGUGGCUCAAACCACAUUAGCAAUAGUCUCAGCAAUAGCUGUGAUCUAUCACAUACAUCAGGAGUUGGGUAUAGAUAUUAAUAAUGUUGUUCCCCGAUCCAAUAAUAAAAAGAAAAUCAUUCCAUCAUCUCCAAAGGCAUGUCCUCCAUUAUCACAAGGUGUGGAACUGCUUAUAGGUAAUACCCCUCUUAUAGAGAUCAAAUCUUUAUCUAGAGCUACAGGAUGUAAGAUAUAUGCUAAACUCGAACUCAUCAAUCCAGGUGGCUCAGCUAAAGACAGAGUUGCUCUUGCUAUUAUAAGGCACUAUGAACAAAAUGGUGUAAUCAAACCUCACAGAGAUGAUGUGCUUGUUGAAGGUACUUCUGGAUCCACCGGGAUCUCCUUAGCAUUAUUGGCCAAUGCGAUGGGUUAUAAAUGUCAUAUCUGUCUACCUAACGAUACUUCCAAAGAGAAAUUGGAUUCUCUUACUGCUUUAGGAUGUGUUCUUCAUCCUGUAGACCCCGCCAGUAUAGUGGAUCCCAACCAAUACACAAACGCCGCUCGAAGACAAGCAGAAUCCAUCAACAACGAUCCUAGCAACCCUGCCACGGCUGUUUUCGCCAAUCAAUUUGAAACAGAGUUGAAUUGGAAAGUCCAUUAUGAAUCCACGGGUCCAGAGAUAUAUAAACAGACUAACGGAGGCAUCGAUUACUUUAUUGCUGGACUGGGGACAGGAGGUACUAUAGCUGGGGUUCUGAAGUAUUUAAAGGGUAAAAAUCCUCAUGUGAAAGUUAUUUUGGCUGACCCCCAAGGGAGUGGGUUGGCUAAUAGAGUCAAUUAUGGAGUAAUGUACGAUACUGUGGAAAGAGAAGGAACCAGAAGACGUCAUCAAGUAGACACACUUGUUGAAGGAGUUGGGUUAAAUCGUUUAACUCACAAUUUCACUGUAGCAGAACCAUUCAUAGACAUGGCUUACAAAGUGACAGAUGAAGAAGCAAUUAGAAUGGCCAAAUACCUCUGUGUUCAUGAUGGACUCUUCUGGGGUUCAAGUUCAGCUAUUAAUUGUGUUGCAGCUAUCAAAAUGAUUCAAGAACAAGGUCUAGUGGGUAGAAAAGUUGUCCUUAUAGCAUGUGAUCUGGGUGCUAGGCAUUUAUCAAAGUUUUGGAAAGAAGCAUCUAAAAUAUCAAGUGACAUCACUUUGGACCAAGUAUUUUCAUAA
Molecule: messenger RNA, 1218 nt
Organism: Lizanozyma spartinae
Lineage: Eukaryota; Fungi; Ascomycota; Pichiomycetes; Serinales; Debaryomycetaceae
Gene: MCY1
Product: putative cysteine synthase
Exons: 1
Coding region: 1-1218 (405 amino acids)
Cellular component (GO): cytoplasm
Molecular function (GO): cysteine synthase activity
Source: RefSeq, a predicted model, not a curated record